AUGUCUGUCCGCGGAACCCCCAGCGCCAGCGUGCCGGCCAGCCAGAAUACAGCCCCGGUGAUCAAAUUUCGUUGUCUAUUCACCCACGAUGUCCGUCGCAAGGCCAAGCGCUGGCAGGAUGGCUACCUCAAGUUCCACACCUUCAAUAAGCGCGCCAUGGUCUAUGACGAUACUGGCAACUUUAUAGGCGAUCAUCACUGGCGCGACAGCAACGACAUCCAGGAUGGCGAUGAAUUGGAGCUGGACAAGGGUGUUCUCAUCCAGGUGAGCGAGUGCAUGGAAACCACCCAGGCCGAUCUGUCCGCCCUGUUCGAAAAGCGAAAGGCCAGCCAGGGGUCUCCCCAGCAAGAGAAAUCGUCGGCGCCGCCGCCGCCUUCCUCACGCACUCCACUGCCCCCGCGGACAGGGCCGCCCAAGUCUCUCAACGAUCUCUUGGGCAUCAAACGACCGACUACCGGCCGUGCCGUUCCUCUUCAAUCGCCUUAUGAGCAACGCCAUUCGUCGCCGGCAAGACCAGAAAUCAACAAGCAAGACGGGCCCCCGGCAAAGCGACAGAGACAACAGCCCAGCACCGGACCCUCGCAACGAGAAAGCGUUCGGAAAGAAAUUCAAAUAUCGUCUGAAAUAAUCGAGUUGGAAGAUCCAACCCCACAAGCACAGCAGGCGAGGCCGAUGCCAAGCAAGCCUUCGGUGACGAGUAGGUCAAAAGAUGUAAACAGACAUCAGAAGAAGUCCAAUGUCUCGAAAGCUGCCAUCCCCGAGCCAGCUUCGAACUGUCCAACUAUUGAUCAGCAGAAGCAAUCACAUGCCCCGGGAAAAGCAGUGCGUUCGGUGGCUGCAGCACAUGAUGGCCCACACCCGGAGCAUGACGAACUUCCUUCAAGAGCUUCUGUAUCCACAAACACGAAUCAAGUAUCUCAUGAAAGGGGGGAGCCUGACGUCCGCAGGCCCAAUACCCCGAUCAAUCCUCUACGCAUGUCUAUUCAAGAACCUCGUCAAAAGCUCAUGUAUAGAGCACGUCCGCCGAAAGCCGCGAGCAGUUCCACCACAGAAACUGUACAGGCGAGCUCCAAUCAAUUUAUUGAUGGGUCACUUUCCGCGCAGCUCAAUCCUGCCUUUGACAUCUCGGCUUCGACCCUUGCAGUCCUCGAAGAUAUAGACGACAAUGGUUCUUUGAGGGACGUGAGGGACACACGUCUCUUGAGGGGAGAUAAUACCCUUCCUAAAGAAUCAACAUCACAAUCACUUCGAAGAACUGCACUUUAUAAUAUUCCUUCCCACUCAACAAUUCACGGUUCUGCUGCUUCCCCUGGUGGCAUAUAUGUAUCAAGCGAUGAUAGCCCCUCACUUCCGAGAGCGAAUAUUGAACCCAGUGAUGAGAGCGCUCAUGCGGAAAAGCAUACACUAAUGCGAAGCCAUUCCGAUCUAUCUUCUAUGCUUCCUGAUUCUCAUCCGGCAGUAUCGGCUCCUGAUACCCGUAUUCCGGAGCUUGUGGGAGACGCGAAUCCCGCGCCUCCUGCCAGGCGAAACGAACCCAAACUGUUCCGAAAAUCCCACUCUGAUACAACCGCUCUGCGUAAUGCGGACUAUCACCGUCAUGGGCCAUCUUUACCCGUUGCCACCAGUCGACCGGCGAGAAUGGAGCCGAUCCAUGAAACCGACAAAGGUCCAUGGACGGCUGAAGCUUGGGAUUUCUUUGACUGGUGGCCACCGGGACGCCCGAAGCCUUGUUGA
This is a messenger RNA of Talaromyces rugulosus, 1734 nucleotides long. RefSeq lists its product as uncharacterized. The coding region runs from base 1 to 1734 and encodes 577 amino acids. Gene Ontology annotation, cellular component: nucleus; site of double-strand break. The record is from RefSeq and is a predicted model, not a curated record. NCBI's taxonomy places the organism in Eukaryota, Fungi, Ascomycota, Eurotiomycetes, Eurotiales, Trichocomaceae. Gene Ontology annotation, biological process: double-strand break repair. The transcript is spliced from 2 exons.